UCCACUGAGAGCUCAAACACUCUGGUACUUAGCUCAAGACUUUAAGAGGGAUACCACAGCUCAUACACCGAAGAAUUUCACGGAUUGCUUUCUCUCUCCCGAGCAGGGAAAUAUUUUUGUAUCUUGUAUAUAGAAAAUGGGUGACUAUGAUGAAGACACUGCAUUCCUGGGACAGACUGGUCCUUUUUUCUGGACCACAUUCUUCCUUUUAAACACAGUUUUUGUCUCAACUGGUUUCAACGGACUUUACAUGGUGUUUAUCGGGGCAACUCCAAAUCAUCACUGCCUGAUUCCAGACGUUAACUUAACUGAGGAGUGGACACAUGCCAUCUUUCCAUUUACGUUAGUAAAUGGUGAGGAGGUGCAGAGCCAGUGCAGUAGAUACCGGCUGGAUGUGGUGAGAAACCUGUCAGCUGAAGGAGUUAUCCCUGGAAGGGAUGUGAAUCUCCCCGACUUGGCGCAGGAGGGAUGUAUAGAUGGAUGGAACUAUAGCAAAGAUAUUUACCAAUCCAACAUUGUCACAGAGUGGGACCUCGUCUGUGACAAUCAGUGGAAAGUUCCCUUUGCAUCCUCAAUGCUCUUUGUGGGAUACCUCUUUGGGUCCCUGAUCUCAGGCCAUCUUUCUGACAGGUUUGGGAGGAAGAAGGUAGUUUUCGUCUCUCUCGUGGCCCAGUGUGUCGCAGUCAUGGUUCAGUCUUUCUCUCAUUCAUGGGAGAUGUUCUGCAUCAUGUUCCUCUUUGUCGGAGCCUCCCAGAUUUCCCUCUAUAUUUCUGCGUUUGUGCUAGGAACUGAGGUUUUGAGUAAAACCAUGCGAAUACUCUUCACCACUCUCGGAGCCUUCCUUUUCUAUUGCAUUGGGUACAUGACACUACCCUGGAUUGCAUACGGCAUCAGAGAAUGGAGGACUCUGCUUGCAGUUCUGUCCUCAACUGCUGUUGUCUACAUCCCAUUGUGGUGGUUCAUCCCAGAGUCUCCUCGGUGGCUGAUCACCCAGGGAAGAGUGGAGGAGGCGGAGGCCAUAGUGAGAGAUGCUGCACGGAAAAAUAAGAUUGUAGCCCCGGCUGUAAUCUUUAAAGUAUCUGAGGCUUCGAUACAAUUUAAGAAUUACACCAUGCUUGACAUCCUAAAAUCCAAGAACAUCAGAUGCAUAACUUUGAUGUGUCUCCUUCUGUGGAUGGCAAUAAACAUUGGGUAUUUUGGAUUGUCCCUGAACACCUCCAACCUGAGCGGGGACCCCUUCAUGAACUGUUUUUUGUCAGCUACGACUGAAGUCCCUGCGUACGUCGUUUCAACUGUGCUUCUAAAAAAAUGUCCGAGAAGAGCACUUCUGUCCUCUUUCCUCAUCAUCGGAGGAGGAGUUCUUCUUCUAAUCCAGUUCAUCCCUGAGUACCUUCACUAUGUUGCUCUGGCACUGGAAAUGACUGGAAAGUUUGGCUUCACCAUGGCCUUCAGCAUCGUCUACAUUUACACCGCUGAGAUUUACCCCACUGUACUCAGGAACGUCGGCAUGGGAAUGUGCUCCUCUGCUGCACGCAUCGGCAGCAUCACAGCUCCUUAUGUCAUAUAUUUAGGUUCUUAUAAUAAGGCUCUGCCUUAUAUCCUCAUGGGAAGUCUCACAAUUGCCUCAUCUGUUGUGAACCUUUUCCUUCCGGAGACCCUCAAUAGAGAUCUUCCAGAAACAGUGGAGCAGAUGCAAGAAUGUCAAGGGUUGUGUAAUGGGCUGAAAAAGAGGAAAUAUUUGGAAGAUGAAGGAAGGAAGAACCUGUCCAUACAACGUGAGGUCAGACAGGAUAUGCAGACUCUGUAAAUGUUCUCAAUUACCUAGUUUCCCUCAAAGAAAGAAAGACAGAAAUACAUUUAUCUUGCUUGACAGUAAUAAUCGGAAAUCUGUCAGAUCCAAAAGUCCACUGGCAAGAGUGCAAAAAACAAUUUAUUUUUGUACUUAGUUGAUGCUUUCUA
Messenger RNA from Eleginops maclovinus (Patagonian blennie), 1959 nucleotides. It is a transcript of the gene slc22a5, whose product is annotated as solute carrier family 22 member 5. Gene Ontology annotation, molecular function: quaternary ammonium group transmembrane transporter activity. Gene Ontology annotation, biological process: quaternary ammonium group transport; transmembrane transport. Gene Ontology annotation, cellular component: membrane. Bases 137 to 1807 code for a protein of 556 amino acids. NCBI's taxonomy places the organism in Eukaryota, Metazoa, Chordata, Actinopteri, Perciformes, Eleginopidae. The transcript is spliced from 10 exons. The record is from RefSeq and is a predicted model, not a curated record.